Molecule: messenger RNA, 1332 nt
Organism: Aspergillus steynii IBT 23096
Lineage: Eukaryota; Fungi; Ascomycota; Eurotiomycetes; Eurotiales; Aspergillaceae
Product: serine hydrolase domain-containing protein
Exons: 1
Coding region: 65-1222 (385 amino acids)
Source: RefSeq, a predicted model, not a curated record
UCGGCUUCUCGGAUAUGCCUCUUACAUCUCUCCCACCUCUCCUCCAUCUCCCCCCUAAACCACCAUGGCCAGUGUACACGGAACCUGCGACCCAGCAUUCACCGCGGUACGCGACCUCCUCGCGCAACAAAUCGCCAACCACGAUGAAAUCGGCGCCUCCAUCUGCGUCAACAUCGGCGGCCACACGGCCAUCGACAUCUGGGGCGGCCACACCGACCGCGAACGCACCACGCCCUGGAAAGAAGACACCAUCGUGCCCGUGUGGUCCAUCACGAAGACGGUAAUGGCGCUGGCCGUCCUCGUGCUCAUCGACCGCGAGGUCCUGGACCCCUCCGCCCCGGUCGCGCAGUACUGGCCCGAGUUCGCCGCCCACGGCAAAGAAGGCAUCCAAGUGCGUCACCUUCUCAGCCACAGCGCGGGUCUACCGUCAUGGGAUCCGCCUCUCAAGCUAGCUGAGCUGUACGAUGUCCCCACGGCGCUGGAGAAACUGGUCGCUCAGCGCCCCUGGUGGGAGCCUGGGACUGCCUCGGGCUACCACCUGGUUAGUCAGGGGUAUCUGGUCGGGGAGCUGGUGCGGCGGGUUACGGGCAAGACGCUGGGCGAGUUCAUCGAGCAUGAACUGGCGGGUCCUCGAGACGCGGACUUCCAUCUCCCUGUGGCGGAGGAGCACUGGUCGCGUAUUGCGACGAUGGAGCCGCCUCCGCGGAUCCCGAUGUCUCUGGAAGGCGACAGUGUAGCGAUGCGUGCUUUCCGCGGAAACCCGCUGCCGGCGGAGCAGUCGAAUACGGCGGAGUUUAGGCGUCUAGGGAUCGGGGCGAUGACGGGGUUCACGAACGCGAGGGCCGUGAAUCGGCUGUUGUCGAUCGUGGCGUUGAAUGGGAGUGUGGGGGGGAGGAGGUUCCUGGCGCCCGAGACGGUCGAUUUGAUCUUCGAGGAACAGACGAGGGGCAGGGAUUUGGUGCUUGGGUUGUUUCUGCGCCUGGGGAUGGGCUUUGGGCUGCCGGUGGGGGAUAUGGAGGAGUCACUGAGGUGGAUUCCGGAGGGGAGGCUUUGUUAUUGGGGUGGCUAUGGAGGGUCGUUUGGGCUUAUGGAUCUGGAUCGGAAGAUGACGAUCACGUAUACCAUGAAUAAGAUGGAGAUGGGCACACUGGGGAAUUCGAAUACGGUCAAGUAUGUGACGGGUGUUUAUGAGGCGUUUAAGGAUUAUAAGCCGAAGUUGUGAUUGUUUAUAGCGGCGAUGGGUUGGGUUAUUAGCUAUACACUGUUGGACGUGGGCCCUUGAUACUAGGUUGUAGACUCUCAAUAAACAUAUACACGUUACAGGAAUACCAG